Seriola dumerili (greater amberjack) is the source of this 1810-nucleotide messenger RNA. RefSeq names its product Krueppel-like factor 1 (gene klf1). Gene Ontology annotation, molecular function: RNA polymerase II cis-regulatory region sequence-specific DNA binding; DNA-binding transcription factor activity, RNA polymerase II-specific. Bases 245 to 1333 code for a protein of 362 amino acids. Gene Ontology annotation, biological process: regulation of transcription by RNA polymerase II. The record is from RefSeq and is a predicted model, not a curated record. NCBI's taxonomy places the organism in Eukaryota, Metazoa, Chordata, Actinopteri, Carangiformes, Carangidae. The transcript has 3 exons.
GCAAGAGGAGGGAGAGAUAGCAGGGGAGGAAUGGAGAAGAGGAGACCGCUUUAAGAAACUGUUUGUGAGGCCUUUUAGCUCUGAGUGGACUGUAACUGGGAUGAGUGGCCUGGUGAGCUACAGGGUUUGACUUUCUGUUAGCUGAGGAUAAGCCGAUCAUGUAAAGAAAAAAAAAAAAAACAGAAAAAUAGAAAAAGCAAAAAGAGGAAAGAAAAACUUAACUGUUGUUGUAUCAAAGUGCUUGAUGGCUGUUACACAGGCCGUGCUCCCUUCCUUCAGCUCCUUCUCCAGCCUCGCUCACUCCAGUGACAAUAUGAAAGUGUGGAAAACUGAGGGUGGCUCUCUCCCUCUGGACUCUCUCAGCAACAAACUGUCACCAAGCAGCUCUGAGCAGCUGCAGGUCUCUCAACAUAUGACAGAGGAGCUCCUAGACGAUGACAGCCGGGCAUCCUGGGACAUUGAGUUCCUGUUGUCUGACUGGAGCAACCCUUCACCUGACCUCAACCCCUCUCUGGAAAACACUGAUCAACGGCUCCCACAGCUCGACCCCAACACGGCGUACCAAGAGGCCGGUAUGUUUAAGGACCAACCAGGACAGGAGUGUCUGCAGGUGAACAGUGGCAGCCUCAUGGCGGAGCUCCUGUCCCCUGCUGAAACCUCAACAGUCCAGCCAGAGCUGUACCACCGUGGUUAUAAUGGUGAGCAGACAGGUCGGACUUCAGUUCCCAGUCUACCUAAUGUAGAUCAGUUUGGCUUCCCGCAAGGAAGCAGAGGAAACCUUAUUAAGGUCACAUCAUGGGACUUCAACCCCUACUAUCCCCAGCAGCACCCGACUGUGGUCAAUUUCCCUGACAACAGGUUCAUCCAACCUCAAGCCGUGACCCCUGACCCCCGACACUACAGCUACAUGCCCAACUUCAAUCACAACACCAGCCUUUUCUGUGACUACACUCACGGCCAGGCCACUGGUCAUCUGCCCCUCCACCAGCAGCCCUUGCUGGUCAGACCCCAGCUGCCCCCUGCUGGGGUGGAGGGGAAGCGUGGUCGAAGGACCCCAGGGAAAAAGAGGCCCGCCAUCCACAGCUGUGAAUACCCUGGCUGCAGCAAGACCUACACCAAGAGCUCACACCUCAAGGCUCACCUUCGCACCCACACAGGGGAAAAGCCUUACCACUGUUCAUGGGAGGGCUGCAGCUGGAAAUUUGCCCGUUCAGAUGAGCUGACACGUCACUACCGCAAGCACACGGGCCAGAAACCCUACGAGUGUCUGCUGUGUCAGAGGGCCUUCUCCCGCUCUGACCACCUGGCUCUGCACAUGAAGAGACACACCUGAAGCUAUCACACACACACACACACACACACACACACACACACACACACACACACACACACACACAAAGAAAUGAAAAGGUAGAAAACUUGAUGACUUGGAUAUUGAGUGCUUGUCAGUGAUGACAGAUAUUGCCUGAACAUGUUUCCAGUGUUAACUUUAAUAAACAUGUACUUGAGUACUUGAGUAGUUGGCAGGUAAACAGUACAGGUUCACAGGUAGACUUAGACUUAGGCUGUGAAAACUGACAACGCAACCAGUGGUUGGUUGGUGUCACAAAUCAUUGUGUACAUGCUGCCUGGAUGUUGUUGAUGUUGUAAUUGUCAGAUUUCUUGUCUAUUUCUGGUUUACUUCAGAAGACAAAUGUGACAAAUCUAAUUCAAAAUCUUUCAACAUAUGAAAUUCUCUUUUUUAAAGAAACAAUGGAUAUCCAAAGCUUAAAAAAACUGACCAUCAGAUAAUGAUUGCUUAAGCACAAUU